CGUUCUAGUUUGGAUACCCCCACCAACUUUACAAAAGCCAGUCUCCUGGAAGAACCCGUUCUGCUCUUAGACACCCAACUGGGCGCUGAAUCAAGUUCAUGCACCUUUCUCUUUACCACUCAUAUUUAAGCACAUCCGCUCAUCUCCCUCUUACCCCAAAGCUCCUUCCUUUCUCUCUUUCUCACUCUCUUUUCCUUUUAAAAGCAUACUUUCCAGUGUAAUGGAAGCAAUAAGCAAGUGUUGUACUUCUUCAGAAUCUUCUUCUUCCGAGUUGUCUUUUAAUGGCAAUACUACGCCAAGAAACGCAAACAAACCGGAGCGGAUCAAAGGUGCAUGGUGUGCAGAGGAGGACCGGAUUCUCACCCGCCUCGUUGAGCGACACGGGCCCAGAAAUUGGUCCUUAAUAAGCCGAUAUAUUAAGGGGCGAUCCGGUAAAUCAUGCAGGCUCAGGUGGUGCAAUCAGCUAAGCCCAAACGUGGAGCACCGUCCAUUUUCUCCAGCUGAAGAUGAGACCAUUUUGGCUGCACAUGCUAGGUAUGGUAACCGGUGGGCCACAAUUGCCCGGUUUUUACCGGGUCGUACUGAUAAUGCGGUGAAGAACCAUUGGAACUCAACGUUGAAGAGGAGGGCAAGAGAAAUGAGGAUGGAAGGUAAUUUAGAUAAUAACAGUAUUAAUGAAGGGAUUGUUGCAGCAGCAGCAGCAGCAGGAUCAACACCGCGCAUGGCAGUGGAAGAGGAGGAAGCGUUCACCGCGUUGACUCUGGCACCGCCGGGGAUUGGUGGUGGUGGUAGCAGUAGUGGGAUGGAGGCGGAGAGGAAGGCAGAGAGUUUGCCAGCUGAGUUUUGGGAUGUGAUGAGGAAUGUGAUUGCGAGGGAAGUGCGAGAGUGCAUGAGUUCCACUGCGAAUCAGACUUCUUGGCUUCUUAAUUAGCUCAAAGAAACAAAGAAACAACAGCUGGUGUUGUAGUGAUUGGGUUUAAUUAAUUUCAUGUUGAUAAAGUAAU
This is a messenger RNA of Hevea brasiliensis (rubber tree), 1004 nucleotides long. RefSeq names its product transcription factor MYB73-like. The record is from RefSeq and is a predicted model, not a curated record. The coding region runs from base 221 to 931 and encodes 236 amino acids. Gene Ontology annotation, biological process: regulation of DNA-templated transcription. Gene Ontology annotation, molecular function: DNA-binding transcription factor activity, RNA polymerase II-specific; RNA polymerase II cis-regulatory region sequence-specific DNA binding. Lineage: Eukaryota; Viridiplantae; Streptophyta; Magnoliopsida; Malpighiales; Euphorbiaceae. The transcript has a single exon. Gene Ontology annotation, cellular component: nucleus.